Tachysurus fulvidraco (yellow catfish) is the source of this 2687-nucleotide messenger RNA. It is a transcript of the gene vaspa, whose product is annotated as vasodilator stimulated phosphoprotein a. Gene Ontology annotation, biological process: positive regulation of actin filament polymerization; actin cytoskeleton organization; neural tube closure. Gene Ontology annotation, molecular function: SH3 domain binding; profilin binding. Bases 154 to 1329 code for a protein of 391 amino acids. The transcript is spliced from 13 exons. The record is from RefSeq and is a predicted model, not a curated record. Lineage: Eukaryota; Metazoa; Chordata; Actinopteri; Siluriformes; Bagridae.
UCAGAUCAGAUUCGUCAUUCAAAACAGGAAAUUGUGGCUUGUUCCGAACAGCCGUCGGAGAAGCGGAUGCCUCAGAACGGUUUUUCUCUGAUGCCGUUUAUAUAAAUGUGGCUUGUUAUUUGGUAACGAGAGUGACAAGAUCAUCUCGUAAAAAUGAGUGAGGUGAGCUUGUGCCAUGCACGAGCUACUGUCAUGCUGUAUGAUGAUGCUGGAAAGCGCUGGAUUCCUGCUGGCACUGGAGGUCAGUCUGUGAGCAGAGUGCACAUCUACCAAAACCCUGCUAACAAUGCCUACAGAGUGGUGGGCCGAAAACUGCAGGCUGACCAGCAGGUUGUCAUUAAUUGCCCACUUAUGAGAGGUAUAAAAUAUAAUCAGGCCACUCCAAAUUUCCACCAGUGGCGAGAUUCACGCCAGGUCUGGGGCCUAAAUUUCAGCGGGAAAGAUGAAGCUACUCUGUUUGCAAACACCAUGAUGCAGGCUCUAGAUGUGCUCAAUGGUGCAGCUCCACCCCGGCCUCCAUCAAAUGGACCGAGUGUUGAAGAACAGCAAAGACUUCAAGAGCAGCAGGAAAGAGAAAGACAGGAACAGGAACGGCUAGAGAGGCAGAGACAGGCUCCACCAGCUGCAGCUCCUGCCCCUCCUCCAGUUCCAGCUGCAGCUCCUCCCCCUGGAGUUCCGCCUCCUCCUGGCCCUCCACCACCUCCUGGGCCUCCUCCGGCUCCUCCACCACCACCGUCUGGUGGGGCUCCACCUGCACCACCACCACCACCUUCAGGGGGAGGAGGAGGUGGUGGAAUUGGUGGAGAUGGAGGAUUAGCAUCAGCCCUCGCUGCGGCCAAACUCAGAAAAGUGUCCAAGGAUGAGAGUGGAUCUGCUGCUCCAGCACCGAAAGAGAGCAGCCAGAGCUCUGGCGGAGGAGGAGGAGGUGGUGGUGGAGGUGGAGGAGGAGGGUUAAUGGGUGAGAUGAGUAAACUUCUCGCAAAAAGGCGCAAGGCUACAGAUAGCCCAGUGGUGAAAAAAGAAGAUAAUGACAAUUCAGCUUCCUCAGACACCAAGUCAGAAGUUUGCAAGCCUUGGGAGAAGUCUAGUACUCUUCCGCGAAGUAAUUCUGGCCCUAAGGGUCUUGAUAAAAGCCCUGCUCCAGCAUCAGCUACAUUAAACAGGCAAAGGCCAGGAAGUAAUGUGAGUGACACAUCUGUCAAAGAGAGCAUGGAUAUGGAGAAAUUAAAGCAGGAAAUCCUGGAGGAGGUGCGCAAGGAACUGCAGAAAGUGAAGGAUGAAAUUAUUGGAGCAUUUAUAGAAGAGUUGCAGAAGAGAGGCGCCCCCUAGCGUUUCAGAGAUUACACAGCGUCUGCUUUGCAAUGCAAUAAAAAGUCUAAAAAGUGUUGCACACACAUUUAUUUAUGCAAAUUCUUACAAAAAGGUUUUUCUUUUCUUUUUUGCCACCUAGACCUCACCAUGCUGAUGCCUCAUAUUUACAUAUGGAUGAUAAAUGAAAGAAAAAACAUCCUCUUGUGUCUCAAUAAGAUGUUGAGUGACCAUAAACUGCCAUAAUAGUUUUGGUGCACCACAGCACAGAUCAGUUCUCUGGAAAUGCACCGAAGGAUAAACGAAAUUCUUUAAGUGGACUUAAUCUGUUUCUUAAACAAUAACAGAGAUUGUUUCUAUCUUUAAUUUGUCACCUUUCUACAAAUUUCUCUUAUUAUUCUAUAUGACCUUUUCCUAUUUUUACAACUGUCUCUUUUUCUGAGGUUUUCAUAUACAUCUCUAUACAUGAUUAUCAUCAACGAGGUAAAUUAUUCCUGUAAUACAUCAUAAAUCCAGUGGAUCCAUCGUAGCUUUUCAGUGAAGUGUUAAUAAGCAACAUAACUGAAAUGACAAGCAAAAGGUUACUCAGCAUUCUUGAUUAUUACAUUACGUUAUUGUGUUAUUUUCUUCAGUUGUUAUGUUAACUAAAAAUAAUAAUGAAGGUCAUUGUAAUGCAAAAUUUACAGUAAACUUUUAUCCAAUUAGUGUUAUACACAAUAUGUGUAAUGAAGUACUUUUGCUAUUUUAAUGGUGGGUGAAUGUCAUCUUGCUGAUUUUUUUUUUUUUGCCUCAGGGAUUGGAAGAUUCUAUUAUAUAUGUGUAUAUUUACACAUUUUAUUUUCAUUUAGAAAUUUAUUUGUUGCUCAUGCUACUGCUGUUUGCAUUUUGUGGUUUUAUAUGCCUUAGUGUUUUUAAGUUUUCCCUUGUACUGUGAUUAGUGUUUCAAAAGUGGCUUGAAUUCAAACUUUAGUAAUAUUAUUGUUCAGUGGUACUGUUCACCAACUUAUUAUUUCAGGGGUUUUUAAAUACAAUUUAUACUAUUUUGGGUUUCUUUUUUCCUCUGUAUUUUUACCCAUUUCAGUUAGCUUUUUUAUUAUGCAUUAGAUUAACCUACAAUUUAGGUGCACUAUACACAAUACAGGUGCAAUAUUCUCUAGUUCAUCUUUCUUUAGGCACAUUAGGUUAAGAUACAAAUUAUGCAUUUCUGUCUGCCAUGUAUUCAGUAUUAGCACUUAUUUUGUUUAGAUGUUAGAGUUUUUUGGCACUAUUCUGAUUGAAAAGGGACUAGUAGGAAAUUUAUCUCAAGAUCAACAGACUUGAGUUUUUGUAUGCGCAAUUCACUCUUGCCUUAUCCUAAUAAACAGUGUGUUUUAUCAUUA